Cetraspora pellucida is the source of this 387-nucleotide messenger RNA. The record is from the annotation of a GenBank genome assembly. Lineage: Eukaryota; Fungi; Glomeromycota; Glomeromycetes; Diversisporales; Gigasporaceae.
AUGAUAAAAGAAACAGAGAAUAUUGAUAAUUUGAAAAAAAAUCAAGUUUUAGAUAAUUUGAUAAAAUGUUCAGAUAUAACAUUUCACGAAAGAAAUUUAUUACAACAAAAUAGAAAAGUAAAAUUAAAUAAAUUACAACAAGAGCUUUUAAAAUAUUACAAAGAAAUAAUUAAUCAAACAGAAGUUCUAUUACAAUUACAAGAAAUUCAAUUAACAAUUGGAAAUAAAGAAAGAUUAACAGCAAAACAAAAAGUAACUUUAUUUAAUUUAGUAAAUGAAAAAUUUCUGAGAAAUACACAACAAGAAAAAAUUAAAAAUAUUCAAGAAAAAAUUGAAAAAGAAACUAAUAUUGUUAAAUUACAAGUUGAUAUAAAAAAAAGAAAUUAA